Hirundo rustica (Barn swallow) is the source of this 3703-nucleotide messenger RNA. It is a transcript of the gene CRPPA, whose product is annotated as CDP-L-ribitol pyrophosphorylase A. Gene Ontology annotation, molecular function: D-ribitol-5-phosphate cytidylyltransferase activity. The transcript is spliced from 11 exons. The record is from RefSeq and is a predicted model, not a curated record. NCBI's taxonomy places the organism in Eukaryota, Metazoa, Chordata, Aves, Passeriformes, Hirundinidae. Bases 1 to 1272 code for a protein of 423 amino acids. Gene Ontology annotation, biological process: isoprenoid biosynthetic process; protein O-linked glycosylation via mannose. Gene Ontology annotation, cellular component: cytosol.
AUGGAACCCGGCAGCCGCGGCGCCGUGCCCGGCGGAGUGUCGGUGUCGGCCGUGCUGCCGGCGGGCGGGAGCGGCGAGCGCCUGGGCGGUGCCACCCCCAAGCAGUUCUGCUCCGUGCAGGGGAGGCCGCUCGUCAGCUAUGCGGUGCGGGCCAUGGAGAGGAUAAGUUGGAUAUCUGACAUUAUUGUGGUGGUCUCUCCUGAAAAUAUUGAAACAAUGAAGACUAUCAUUGAAAAAUAUGGCCACAAAAGAGUUACAGUAGUAGAAGGUGGAAUAACUCGUCACCGAUCAAUAUUCAAUGGACUGAAAGUAUUUGCAGAGAAUGAAUUUUCCAGCCAUUUGGUCCAGAAGCCAGAAGUAGUGAUUAUCCAUGAUGCUGUGAGGCCUUUUGUUGAAGAAGAUAUUGUUUCAAAAGUGGUUAUGGCUGCUAAAGAACAUGGGGCAGCAGGAGCAAUCCGUCCUUUAGUUUCUACUGUUAUUGCCUCUGCUGCUGAUGGCUGCUUGGACCACUCACUGGAACGUGCCAGGUACAGAGCGAGUGAAAUGCCUCAGGCUUUCUUGUUUGAUAUAAUCUAUGAAGCAUACCAACAGUGUACAGACUAUGACCUGGAUUAUGGAACUGAAUGUUUGCAUCUGGCUCUGAAAUACUGUAAAGCAAAGGCCAAACUUGUUGAAGGAACAGCUGACCUCUGGAAGGUGACCUACAAGCGGGAUCUGUAUGCAGCUGAAUCAAUCAUUAAGGACAACCUAUCACAACAAGUUUGUGUUAUCACCAGUGGGAAGGAAACUCUUGCUCAAGUAGGUUUUCUCCUUCCUGAAUCACUGAAAAGCCAAAUAAAAGUUGAAGCUAUUUCAAUACCUCUAAGCAAAAAUGAUAGCCGUCUACAAAGCAUCAUUUCAGGACAGUGCUACAAUUUUGUUUGUGUAAAUGAUAAAAGGUGUGCCAUUCAAGAAGCCCAGGAACUAGUGGAUAUGUUGGAAAAAUCAAAUAUUGCUCUCUUAUGUCCAGUUGUCCUUAUUUUGGUGCACUUGGAUAUUUCAGAAAAUAAUUCUUUCAGCAUUGGGAUGGAAGACCUAACUACGAUCAAAAAAUUUGCAAGAGAAACUGAAAAGAAAAACAUUUUGGUUUAUGGUCUCCUUAUUCACUAUAAGGCACCCUGUUUCAGACGUGUAGUAGCCCCAGGCCGGUAUCUGCGGAGGAGUGGAAUGCAUACAGAUUCACAGCUUUACUUCACAAGUUUUUUGACCCUUUGCUGCUUCAGGAGACAGUAAAUUCUGCUGCUGCUCUUAUCAUGGCAUUAAUAAAGGACAGAAACCCGGAGCUGAUUGGCCAGCUGUUGGUAGCAUAAGACCAUAAAUCAUGUGUAGCUUUUGGAAAUGUUAGAUUUUCAUCAUCUGUUCACCAAAGGUCUUAAGCCAUUUUAUUCUUUGUUGAAAACUGUGGAUGUAUACCAUUUAUUAUUAAGAUCCCUUAACAGCAUAUUUUUGAUAUUUAAAAUACAAGUCUAAUAUUAUGUAUCAAGUGUAAAAGGAAAUACAAAUAAUUCUGAGAGGCACUGGAUAUAUACUGUGAGGAAUGAUACUGAAAUGUUUUUUAAGGUACUGAUCAUUUUAAAAGGUACACAGAGGACACCAAAGCAUUCAUGCAGAAUUGUCUUUAACUGUGCAUGUGUGUUAUACUCUAGGACACGACUUAAGUUUUAUUUCCAAUAAAUUAAUCCUAAAGCACAACUUAUCUACUUUAUGUGAAAUAAUGUAAAAAUUGCUGCUGUAAUACCUAUUAGUGAAUGUAGAGUCCCUUACAGAGUGUAGCUGUCCUGACAUCAAGAGAAAUGCAUACUACAGGAAGUGUUGGAAAAGUCAGGUGCCUAUUCUCUGUGGAAUGAAGAUAACCUCAAAUCAAAGAAAAUAUAUGCAUGAGUACAACGAGGUGCUAACCCCCAGUUUUCCAGAUGCAGUAUGCCCUGGCUGUAGCCUGCUUGGUGCGACACUUCUUCCAGUGCCCAUGUGCCAUCAUUCAGAGCUCCUCUAACUCCACGGAAGUAGGAAGAGUCUGUUCAUUCAUGUUGAAGAAUACAAUUCUCAUCUCUUGCUGGUUAGCAGAUGUAUGUAGUAAAUAGCAGUGACAAGAACAAGCAUUAUGAAUUCAGAGAUACGCCCCAUUGAUAGUCAAGUCUGCACCCUUGGGACAGGAAGAUGUAAUGGUCAAUGUUUUUUAUGUGGAGUAUCUCUAGGUAUCACAACCACUUAGAGCAAUACAAGCAGCAUCCCUGAAAACAUGCUUUUCCCUAUGCAUCAGACCCAGGAAUUUUAUCUCUCCUGCAAUUUGUGAAGGGGGUAGGUUAGUGUCUUACAUACUUGAUAUGUAUGGAAUAAGGAAUAAGGUCUUGGAGAAAUAUCCCCACCCGAAGUGUCCAGUGAGUCCCUGAUUCAGUCUGUCACUGUCAGUUCAGGAAGCUUUCCCCUAAAAGCAGCAUCCCUCCCCUUUCUCCCUCCAUGUUCUGCUCCCUCUGGUGCUUGGACAAAACUUAGCAUAACAAGCUCCCUGCUUAGUCCCUUUGCUCUUUCCCUUCACAUGACUAUUUAUAUCUCUGGUUUAAAUCCCUUUUAGAAACUGAUCUUGGUCACAAACUUCCUUCAUUGCACAAUAAAAUAAAGAGCUGUUAGUUGAUGGUUCUAUAUCCAAAGCAGACAUCUUCUUCUACACAAGUCAUGCAAAGAUAACUAAAAAAGUUCUUGUGCAUCAUAUGCUUUCUUCUUUGCUUCUUUCUUCUCUCUACUUUGAUUAAUAAUUUGUCCUUUUCUGAUAUUGUACAACAGAAGCAUUCAUAUUAGCUCUGUGUAUGGCUAUACAAUGGGCAUAUUUUAUUCAUAUAUAUAUUCAUGUCUGUUCAUAUGCGGAGCACACAAAUAAAUGAAGAGCUAAAGAAUUUAUUAAUGGUAUUCAUAAUUUAACAGGACAGCUCUCACAAAUAAGUUUUCUGAAUGUGCUUUUACAUUAAUAAAUUUGAUGAAGGAAUUUGUCCCACAGGCUUUUAAAAGACAUGAUGAAAGAUGUCUCUUUGACUGUAUUUUGUUAUUCUUGUUUGCUUGAAGACUAAAAUGCAAUCUGUGAUGUGUUUUGCCCAAAUAAUAAGAAGGUGAAUUUAGAAAAUCCUUCAUGUUUUCUAUCCGCUCUAAUUUAUACAUUGUGAUACUGCAUUAACAUUGGUUUGUGUGCAUCAUUUGCUUAAACAGAGCUUUUAUUUUUUAGGGUUGUUUUACUUACCUCAUUCUCUUAAGAGGAUUUUGAUCCAAUUAAAAAUGAUACCGCAAUGAACUGCUGUAAUAAUAAAAAAAAAAGUAUAGUUGUUUAUGGAUUUAUUUUGAAAAGAGAACAGACAAUGCACAAGAAAAAGUAAGUUUUGGGUCGUCCAAUAUACUUAGUACUAAUCCUAAAUGGAAGAUAAUAGGCUUUAUUAAUGUGCUGUUAAUCAUUGCAUUAUGGCUUUUUAAUCUUUAGCAAUCUUUUUAAAUAAGCUACAAAGACUGAAAAGUCCAUUUUGCUGGAAGCAAAUGCACCAACAACAGAACUACUAAAACAGAUCACAAAAUACUAAAACUGCAGUAAAAAAUAAAAAAAAAAGAAACUAGACUGUGAUUAAUGCUAUUGUGUAUCCAAACCAAAUUUAAAUGGUUUUUUUUGGUGAUUGUUAGUACUUAC